UACUGUUUGAUUGUAGUUGUCUGUUGUGUGUUUUGUAUUUAGAAGUCAUUGUUGUGAGUAGUUUUACUUUGGACAUAUUCUUUUGACAGUAACAUUGUCUUGAAAACGGAGUUAUCUAGCUGCAUUUGUUUACGUUCUGUUUCAUAUUUCAAAGCCAUUAAUAUCAGGUCAUUGAUGGUGGUUUGUCGAUGCGUACAUAAACACAAUCGGUCUUAUUGUACGGUCCAUUCAUUCAUAAACGCACGAGCAAACAUUUCUUUGUGAUUCAAAUUAGGAUUAUCGUGUUCAUUAAUUUUACAGCCGAACUAUGUCGGUGGAGGCGUACCUGCCGUCCUCUCCCAUCUCGACGGCCCUGUUUGCCCUCGUAGUGGGCCUCUUUUCCUUCUGGCUGCUCCGGCGGAUGCGCUAUAACUACCCGCCCCGCCCAGGCAUCGCGCUCCCCCUGCUGGGACAUGCUUACAAAAUAUCGUUUAAUGACCUUUGCUUGCAAGCUUUUGAAUGGUCGAAGAUUUACGGGCCAGUUUUGACCGUCCAUGUUGGUCCAAUGAAGAUGGUUGUGGUGAACAAGAUAGAUGAGGCGCUAGAGGUCCUCGUGAAAAAGUCCACAGACUUUGCAAACAGGCUUAUCACGCCCUCAGUCGAGAUGUUCACGGACGGGAAUCGGGACAUAGCUUUCAGCAAUUACUCGCCCACCUGGAAACUACACAGGACACUUUCCUCAAAGGCCCUUAGACACUACAUGCAGGGACCAGCCCUAGAGCACCGUGUUCACGCGGCCCUGGAGACGGCAUUGGCGGAGAUGGACGGGCACGCGGACACGCCCUUUGACCCUGUCGAGCACGUUAACUUCAUAGUUGGCAAUAUUCUCGCCGGCUUAUGUUUUGGAGGAAAAUACGGUUUCGAGGACAAGGAAGUAAACUACAUCCUAGAACAAGAGGACCGGCUUAUCAAAGAAUUUGCUUCGGGGACCCUGGAGGACUUCUUACCAUUCAUCAGGCACGUUUACAAAUCACAGGGAUUCCGAUUACUAGAGGACUUCCACCAGAACCUGAUAGUGGACUUCAUAGGGAAGAAAUACCAUGCAGAGAAGAAGACAUUUAAAAAAGACAAGCUGCGUCACUUUGUGGACCACCUUAUUCUUGCUCGUACGGAGGUCGAGGAAUCGGAAGGAGAUGCCCUUGUCGCCCUGACAGACUUACACAUUAUCCAGACUAUUGCGGACAUAUUCUUUGCUGGUGUGGACACGUCCCGACUGACACUGCGGUUCGCAUUGCUGCAUAUGGCCGCCUACCCAGACAUACAAGCGAAAACCCAGGAGGAAAUAGACAGAGUCGUAGGCCGUGACCGUCUCCCCGGGCUAGACGACCGACCGGAUCUAGCGUACACGGAGGCUGUUCUGCAUGAGAGUAUGCGCAUCUCAACCGUGGCCCCCAGCGGCGUCUGGCACGAGACACUUUGUGACACAUCCAUAGGAAGUUACAAAAUCCCUCAAGGCACGCCGGUGAUGAUUAACCACUGGGCCUUGCACAACGACCCGGAUGCCUGGGACGAGGUUGAGAAGUUUAAACCCGAGCGCUACCUCGACGAGCAAGGGAAGCUCGGACCAAAACCCAAGAGCUGGCUCCCCUUUGGAGCAGGCAAACGAGUGUGCCUGGGCGAGUUCGUUGCGAAACCAGAGUUGCACCUGAUCUUCGCUAGCCUACUACAGCGUUAUCGGUGGUCACCACAGCCAGGGCACCCUGUUGACAUCUCUCCCGAGAGAAGCCUGUUCUCAAAUUUUCCCAAGGCGCAGGAACUCCGCAUGGAAAGGCGGAUAUAGAUUCAUAUUUAUAGGGUGUAGCAUAUAAUGUAAUUUGGUUAUUUGAAUAAUCGGACAUUGACUACGUGUAGAAUCGAAAACGUAAUUGUAUACAAUCUACGUGGGGGGAGUAAAUAUAGUCGCAGUAUUUUAAUCAAUACAAGUUGGAAUACAGAUUGGAAUACAGAUUGAAAUCGUAAGUCCAACAUAUCCCAAACCAGCUUCAUAAAUAAAAUACAAUAGAUAAUUAAGUUUCAUUCAAAGAUUCUAGAAAAAAGUAUAACAUUGGCUUCCGGGAAUUCCAGGCCCCAGUAUCACAAUGUACUUAAGUCAAAUCUCAAUCUUAGACUCAGCUCAUUUUACCACAUAAUUUAUAACCUUAUUUAAAAUUGAAUAAGAUUUUACACCUAAUAAAGCGCAUUCCCCCAUACGAUAUGUUGAUUUUAAACUGUGGUCAUGAAUACAAUGAAAAGAAAUCUUAAGCAUAAAAUGUAUUUGAGAACAGCUGUAUGUUUUAACAAUUACUCCAAUAUAUGAGCUGCCCUAGAAUAAGUUCUCUUCGAAAUAUCAAUACGAGGUUUCUAUAAAAAAACAUUCUAGGAGAAAAUAUGUCUUUAAAACUGUAAAAACAUAUAAUAGUUUGAAUCAUACUAUGCUUUUAUGUGGUAAAAUGAGUUGAGAAUGAUAUUGAGAUUUGACGUAAGUAGUUUUGUGAUAGUGUGGUCUGUUGUAGAUUAUGACGUUCCAAAGACGGUAUUACUCUUUUUAGUCAUUUUGAAAUCGAUAGGUAUUGUCUUUUCUUUCAGAUGAACAUUGUCCAUUACUUUUUAACAUGAAAUCAUUUCUUGUUAAAACAAACGAACAUCAAAUUGAAAAAAAAAGUUUGGCAGGCUUAGAAAGCAAAUGUUUUCAGUACUUAUUUAGAUAAUUUAAACCUUGAGCACGUAUAAUGUUUGUAUUACCAUAAUUAGCUUUUUUCGAACGUUUUAUAAGGACAGUUAAAGCUAUUACAAAAAAUAAACAUUUAGUGAUUACAACAUAACAUAAUUGGUUGUCCGGUUAGCUAGCGCAGUGGUUAGCGCACAAAGGCGACCCGGGUUCGAUUCCCGGCCUGGGAGCAUGUGAGUUUGGUUAGUGGUCACCAAGCCGGACAAGUGGGUUUUCUCUGGGUACUCCGGUUUCCGCCACACCACAACGCGCAACAUCGUGCCAACGAGAGUGAUUAAUAUAAGUUGUAAUAGCUUGUUUCACAACCGUUGUAAUAUUAAAUAAAGUUGUAACUAACAUAACAUAACAUAAUUCGAGUAAGAUUAUCAGACGCGAACUGGCGCUGCUCCGUCUGUAUCGCAAUUGACGCAUUUAUCAGAAGUGAUGCUCCCAUCGGCGUCGAGACACGAACUGACAAUUCCUAUGCCUCUCGUUUUUUUUGGUUAUAUUAACUCACAUCACGUGACCAGAAAGGAAUGUUCCAUUUUAAUAACUCUCUUGGAUGAACCUCUCAUAUAUAAAUUACAUUAUAGAGUAAGGUUGUCAGAUUAGGUUAUCCCUAGAAAAUAAGUGAACCGUUACAAUAUAACUUCUUCCAUAUCAAUUUAUCAUGCACCAUUUAAGUAAAGAUAUGAAAUACUAAAUCCCAAACAUAAACAUUAAAUACACAAAGAAAAACCUACCAAAGAAACAACGGUAACGGUGGAAGCCACAAAUUGUGAAAUACUUUACAACUUUAUAAGACAGAAGAAGGUUAUUUUCCGGACUACUGCUAUCACUUUAUAGAGAUAGUUCCCAGCGAUGAGGAACCAAUUUGCUGAUCUGACCUUGUGAGACCAAUAUAGAAUAACUGGGGGAAACCUUUUGUAGAAUGCGCUUAAAUCAUCAAAAGAAAAGUGUUAAAUUUAUUUUUGAAUAACUCGAAUGAUGUAAUCACAUUUAUUUCGUGUGAUAUUUAGUUAAUAUGCAGAGAAAAACUGUUUAUUUUCACAUGGUUUAUUUUAAUUUAAAAUUGGUAACAUCACAGUGUAGUUUCAUGUUUGUUGUCAUAUCAAAACCCAUGCACGUGUCACAAUGAGCAUUUAAAAAUAUCAAAAUGAUACUAUAUGACGUGUUGUAUGAAGUGUAAGUCAAUUACCAUAAUAACCAAACUAAAUUUAACGAACCUGUGCUGCUCAACCACUGAAAUGUAUUUAAGUUAGUUUUACUUUUUGACGUUGAAUUUUUUAGAUUUUAUAAAUGCAAGUAUUUUAAAAGUGGAAAAAGUUAUCUGGAGUUUGUUUUUUUAAUCCUCGAUUCUCGUGCAACAAUUUUGAAAUUAAAUGUUAACCAACUAAUUAAAAUGAAGAAUGCCCAAAUGCCUCGAAUACAGUGGUACAUAUAUUUUAGCAGUCCCAAAAUAGGUUAUAAAAAAUUGUAGUCAUGGUUCCAUUACCCAGACAUUGUCAGUUCAUUUUUAGCAAUACUACUCCACAGUUGAAAAAAAAUUCCAGAAGUUGUAUAUUGCAUUUAAUGUUAAGGUAAUAGUUAAAAAAUUAAAAUUUGCUGUCGGAAAAUAUCUCGUGUACCUUUUGUUUCUUCUUAUUAUCUAACCCACUAAAUAAGUCGAUGAUCUUGUAAUUUGCUGUAAAAGAGUGCUUAGAUUAUGUUUUUACAUUUAUUUUUGCAGUUGUAAAUUAUCCGAUUUGCUUAUGUUUCUAGUUAUUAUAU
Messenger RNA from Mya arenaria, 4495 nucleotides. RefSeq names its product steroid 17-alpha-hydroxylase/17,20 lyase-like. The transcript has 11 exons. Gene Ontology annotation, molecular function: oxidoreductase activity, acting on paired donors, with incorporation or reduction of molecular oxygen; heme binding; iron ion binding. The record is from RefSeq and is a predicted model, not a curated record. Bases 308 to 1819 code for a protein of 503 amino acids. NCBI's taxonomy places the organism in Eukaryota, Metazoa, Mollusca, Bivalvia, Myida, Myidae.